Messenger RNA from Pectinophora gossypiella (pink bollworm), 2199 nucleotides. RefSeq names its product zinc finger protein 43-like. The transcript is spliced from 3 exons. The record is from RefSeq and is a predicted model, not a curated record. The coding region runs from base 1 to 2199 and encodes 732 amino acids. Lineage: Eukaryota; Metazoa; Arthropoda; Insecta; Lepidoptera; Gelechiidae.
AUGACAGAUGACGAUGGAGCAGAAAUAAAAUUAACAGUACUAAAAACUCCCAUUUGCCUCGAAAAUCUUGAUGUUGAAUACGAGGUUAAAACCAAGAAAGACAUCAUCAAAAGAGAUCGUAAAUUAAACCAGAAGAAAGUAAGAAAAGAAAAGAUAACAAGAGAUGUUUAUCGAAAGAAAAAAGAAGUUAAAACUUUAAAAGUAAAGAAAGGAAAAGACGUAGAUGAAGCUAAACAUUACAGAAUGAAUAUCAGUUUACUAAAAGAGCCAAUAUCUUUAGAUGACAUAGACUGGGGUGACGAAACAGAAGAGAACGCACUGGGAAGCGAAAAAGCGGUAACAUUCAACGUAAAAACAAUCCAAGGAACUUUCACACGAACUCAGAAGAAAAAGAAGGAAAACUCAGCAGAAUUCGAAACUUGGAAACAAAACGCUUUAACUAUAUUUGAAAACUCAUACGUCUAUCCUUUCGUUUACGCCAAUAAUAAGUACAAAUGCUUUGCAUGUUCCAACCCGUUUUUGAAUGCAAAUGUCCUAAAAGACCACACGCUAAGCGAGCAUAGCAUAGAAGAUAUAAAACAUGAACUAACAAAUAGAGUCAGAGACAAGAAUCUUAAGGUAGAUGUCACAUAUUUACAGUGCAAGAGUUGUUUACAAACGCUCCCGAAUUUACAAUCGAUGAAGCUCCAUCUCAAAGACCAUGGAAAAGAAAUAGACCCAUAUUUCCAGGAUAAUAUAAUCCCUUUUAAGUUAGCAGGGGAUACUUUCGACUGUCAGAUAUGCGGAGAAGCUUUCCUGAAACUGAGACUGCUAGUGAUCCACAUGAGUAGACAUUUCAACAACUACAGUUGUGAAAUCUGCGGUUCGGUGUUCAUAUCUUUGAAGCAUCUUAAGCGGCACCACCAAACCCACGAGUCUGGGAGUUUCCCCUGUGAUAAAUGUGACAAAGUCUUCAGUAGCACGGCGAAACGGUCCAUCCAUAUGAGAGGGGUUCAUCUGAAGCAGUUUCCAAGACGCUGUCCCAUUUGCCCUGAGAGGUUUAACUCCAACUAUCAACGGACGAAGCAUCUACGAAUUGUCCAUAACCAGAGCACCGGUUUGUAUCGUUGCGAGACCUGUGGACGAGAGUAUGAUCUGAAGUAUCACCUGCUUGUUCACAUCAGGUCGGUUCACCUUCAAGAGCGCAACCAAGAGUGUCCCGUAUGUCAUUCUCGAUUCUUCUCGAAGUAUUGCCUGUCGAGACACAUGGUGAUUCACACAGGGGACAAGAACUUCAAGUGCGAAGUCUGUGGGAAAGCGUAUGCAAGGAAGAAGAACCUUCGAGAACAUUGUAGAAUGCAUGAAGUUGGAGCGGUCACUUGUGGACUGCAGAGUUUGCCAAACCAGCGGCCGGGCCCAAGGAGCAGUAUUUGGCAAAUGACCAUAUCGGAACGGCAAAACGCCGCGACGUUCUUCGAAUACACAACCGUCAAGCCCUUCUUUUACCAACAAGCCAAUUUCAAGUGCUUCUACUGCAAUGAGGUCUUCCCGGAAAUCCAUUCCGUUCUACAACACACGGCGUUCCAUGCCACCCCCGAUAGAUCCGCGCUUUUGAAGCAGCAUUUGCGUAAAGGGAAAAGAGUUAUCAAAGUAGACAUAUCUGGCUUAAAAUGCAAGAUUUGUGAGCAGAAAUAUUCAGAUCUCGAUGACAUUCGGAAGCACUUAGCAGCAGCUCAUAAGAAGGACUUUAAUUCAGCGGGCAACGGUCUGAUGGCCUACAAUUUGAGCGUGAACAAUGGUCUACUCUCCUGCCACAAGUGUGAGAAAACCUUCAACUCAUUCUUCCUUUUAAACAGGCAUAUGAACGUGCAUUUCAGCGUUGUCUGCGAAACCUGUGGGUUAGGGUUCAUGUCGCACCAAAGGCUGAUCAACCACAGGAUUGUGCAUCAGAACGGGAUCCAUCGCUGCGAGAAAUGUCAGGAAAUCUUCCAAACGAAACUGAAGCUUCGCUACCACAUCUUCAAGAAACACGAAGUAACGAAUGCCAAGAAAAUAAAGCCUCUAAAAUGUCCUCAUUGUCUGGAAAGAUUCGCGGAACAUUACAGAAAGAUGACGCAUUUGAAAGAAGCGCAUGGGAUCACCUUUACCUUUGAAUGUCAGAUAUCUGAUUCACCUAAUUGUCUGGAAUGUGACCGGAUUGAGGAUGUAACCAUAUUAUAA